AUGUCGGGUUUCCGCGAAACUGUCAAAUUCCACGAAAAAGAAACAAGCAUUGUAAGUUUGUUGACAGGGAGUGGUCAGUGGUUUUAACAAGUAUUUUUAUGAAGAUUUGCACACUCAGCGAGAUCUUAGAAGUAACCAGUGUCCCAAAGGUUUCAUAUCAGGAUGGGCUGACAAGAGCUCCAAGACAGGAGGCCCUUUUAUGGUGUCCUACAAUGUAUUAGAAAAAAAUAACAAAUUAGCUGAACAGAAAUAAUCAUCAUGUCUGAGCAGUACAAUUCCGUGGAAAACAAAGUUGAAAAUUGGCACAGGUAUCAGAACGAUUUGAUUCAGUCUUUGUCAUCACCCGCCUCGAACAACCCACAAGUUUCGUCAGACAGUGACAAAAUGGCUCAACAUUCAAGAGGAGGUUGUGCAAUUGAAAGGAAUGGUUUUAACUGCAGGCUUGAUUCAGUUGAGGAUGAGGAGUUGUUUGGGCCACAAGCAUCAGAUAGCACCAUAGAUACUAACGAUGUCUUUUCGCAUACUGACCUGGAUGAAACAAGGUCAGAUAAAGACCAAUGCAAUAUAAAUUAUAGCAACGUUGGAGCUCUUCCAAACUUUGACCUGCUGGAUGAAUCAUCUGGGAAAAGCAGUGAUGAAAAUCCAGAAUUUAAUUUUGGAUACCCGAAGUCACUUGAAACACCUGAGAAAUUCAAUUCGGGUUCAUCAGGUAAUGGUAGCAUUGGCAUUAAUUCUGAGGACCUUAAGAGCAUUUUGAGACAUCCAAGUGGAAGGAUGUAUGAACGAAGCCAAUCUGCAACAGAUAAAAGAGACAGUUAUAGAAAUAGCAGAGAAAGAAAAUAUGCUGAAAUAGAUUCCCCACCAGAUUUUGACGAAAAUUUCCUAAAAAACCAGCCUAUAGUAAGAAAGUCAAACAGCCUACCAGACCUUGUAACAACCAGCCAGCCUCAGUCAUUGUCACCCAGAACUUGCCCAGACGUCGCUGAGAUUCAGUUUCAUUCUGAGGGGUGGAGGAGUGCUGGUAGUCGACAGAAACAACGGGAGGCCAUAGAAGGACGUAGCUGGCCGUCUGCAACAAGCAGACCAAAGGGCAUAGUACGUCACAUCAGCAUUGCAGAGACAACGGAAGAGCUGUUAUAUAACACUGAGGAUGAGCCAAACAUGGUUGGGAAAGAAGGAAGACAGCUAACCAGCAGGGACCGCACUGAGGAGGUUAAGCUACCUCUUAAGUCACCUUCUGUUGAACGGAGACAGGUCCUGGCCUCCAAGUCCAGUGGAUACCAUACAGGCAGCGAGGGUAAUGGUAGCCAAGAAAAGAAUGAUGAUGCGUUCAGUAGAAGCACCUCACAGAUUUCAAGCACAGUGUUCACAUCACAAGAGAGUGAGGACAAAGGCAGGGAGCUGGAAAUGGGCAAACAGCUUGAAGCCGGAAAGAUUUGUUUCCAGCAGUAUACUGAAAGCAGGGAACCAGAAGUAGGCGAACAGCUGGAAAUUACAGUGGUUGAUAACCAGCUUAAGAAUGAACAAUCGUUCGAAAUUGAUGUCAAAGCUGGAGUUCUUGCUGGCAAUUUACCCCUCGUGUCAAUGCAGUCUUUAAAUGAAUAUGGGCCUAACGAGGAAACAAGUGAAAUGACAUACAGUUCAGAAAUUUCGGGGGAAAUAUUGGACUCGAUGAAUAACAGUAGCUGGUUUGAGUCACAGAGUGAGAGUUUGUUUUGCUCCUAUGAUUCUGAAAAAACAACUAGUAAUCAUGGAAAUAAUAGUCCACAUAGCAGCGGAAGUAGCACACUGACAGUUAUUGAUGCUGUUCGAGGUAAAGAAAGUCUCAAGAGUAAGGAACAAUCUGUUAGAGAAUACUUCCAUCAUGAAGAAAAAGCUAUUUCAAUGACAGAAAAGAACCUACCGUGCAUGAGUUUUACACAAGAAGAUCUCUAUCCUCGAGGUGAUGGCAAGAUAGCCAUGGAGAGUGAUGGAAAGUCAACUGAAUUAAAGAACUCUUCAGCCAAUAGCAGAGUUGUAAACAAUGAAGAAUCAAGUUUAGACAUUACUGGCAUCUUUGAAGCUGGGGCUAUUAGAAAGCAGACAAGCAUGGUCGGGGGUAACAUACCUUAUCAUAUUUUUUCUCUUCAAGAAAGUUUUAGUAUUACAGACAAUGUAGAAAGACUAGCAGAAGAAGAUGAUAAGAAGAUACAGAAGUUUAAACGAAAACAGAACCUGACCUCAUCAGGAAGUAUGGACACAAUGCGUAGCUCUUCGUCCGACAGUCCCAGUAUGGCUGGAUCACCUAUGAGCGCAGGGGCUCAAAAUUACAAGCUGGCCACAGAAAAUUACAAGAUGAAGAAUAGAGUGUCCCAGUUUGAGAAUCUCCUCGCUGAAAAGAGUCCUAAUGAACUCAGUCCCACAGAUGUUGAACAGUUGUUGAACAGCUACAGAUCACCAUCUUUCUCUAUACAAGGUAGUGUUCGGGAAAGGCUCUCAGAUCAAGAGGUGGUGUUUUCUGCGUCUGACCUUGAACGUGCCUCCCGGUGUGCGUCACACAAAUGUCCAGAUCCAACCUGCAAAAAGCUGUUAGAGGUGAAUGUGGCGCUACAGUCAGAGAUACUCGACAGCCAUUCCAGCUACCCGCUUGUGCGAUUGUACUGCAUGGGAUUGUGGGAACAUGCCCAGAAGUGUGACGACACCAAGUGCCUUGUGCAGUACUGUGCUGAUGUCUUCACAUCAUGGAAACUGUCUGCAUGUGGUGAGGAUGAUCUGACCAGCCAGAUUGUGUUUAGAAUCCAGGCACAGAUGAACAUACCUAAGACUGGCAUGUUCUUGCAAGAUGAAUUCAAAUUCCACAAGCUGGCAAACCAGUCGUUCCCAGAUGAGCCCCGGGCCUAUUUGACCCACACACCCCUGUACAGCCUGGGCAAAUUUGGUACAGCUAUGGUGUGCAUGGACAACCAUAACGGCCGCCUCUGUGUCCUAAAAACUUUUGCUUCACUGGAUUACCACCACCACAUGUCCCUGUUUACGAGAUUACAGCGCAUUACACACAAGCACAUUGUAGACCAGCUCUGGCUGUUGGAGUAUAAUGACCAGGUCCAGGUCUGCUCACCUGUUUUGCCAGGAGGCAGUUUAAGGGAUUACCUGGACAACCAGACGGGAGGGUUGCCAUGGGAACAGGCCAUAUUCUAUCUCAACCAGGCCAUAGAUGCUGUCCUGUAUCUACAUACAAAAGGAGUUGUCUACCUUAACUGGCAAACCAAGAAUGUCCUGUUUGUUGACAGUCGGUGUUACAACUUGAAGUUAGGCAACUUUGGCCUGUCCUGCCCCCUCAACUGUGAGAUGGACCUGGGGGCAAUCAAGGAAUGUCUGCCUCCGUACCUGUGCCCUCCUGAGCUGAUAAAGAGCAACACAGUAGACUUUGUGUGUGACAGUUGGGGGGCAGGCUGCUUGCUGUUGGAAAUGCUCACUGGUACCCCUCCGCUGUAUGCAUUCCGACAUGAGAGCCGGGAUACAGUGCAUAAAAAAGUGUGUACUGGUACCCUGCAUGUGCCGGAAAUGUUAAAUGAUAUACAGGCAGUGGCGAUAACUGAGCUGUUAAAGCCGAACCCGUCAGAGAGAGGAAAGCUUGAUUUGAUAGCAGAAUAUCUGCGGAACACAGUGGAGUGUUAGCAAGAUAAGGGCAAGAUGAUGUCUGCACUUGAUGUUGUACUAAUAUCACUGAAGACCUCUGUGUUUACCAUUCAUAUUGUUAACAAUGAUAUAAUAAAUUGAUUUUUACAGUGAUGAUGAGGUGUGUAUGCCAUUUAUUGCUCAUAGAAAUUGAUAAUCACAGAGACAAGUAGAGGUGAAAUCACACUUUGUUGUUCAUAAAAUGGGGAAGGGAUAUACAUAGAUAUUUUCAGUGUGUAAGUUUUUAUUGUAUGCUUUUGGUACUAAUCUUCCUAACAACAGUUUUGCAUCAUAUGUUUUGUAAAAUAAUUAUGCUUAAAAAACACUAUGCAUAGGAACAUACAUCAGGGAAGAUAAUUCUUCUUUUGGUCAGUUAUUUUAUUAAGGAAUGAAUUGCGGGGUUGAUGUCAUUAUCGGGGUAUGAACGCCAUUGGGCUGGUCUAAG
This is a messenger RNA of Mya arenaria, 4102 nucleotides long. RefSeq lists its product as uncharacterized. NCBI's taxonomy places the organism in Eukaryota, Metazoa, Mollusca, Bivalvia, Myida, Myidae. Gene Ontology annotation, molecular function: protein kinase activity; ATP binding. The transcript has 14 exons. Bases 259 to 3657 code for a protein of 1132 amino acids. The record is from RefSeq and is a predicted model, not a curated record. Gene Ontology annotation, biological process: protein phosphorylation.